Cylicostephanus goldi is the source of this 789-nucleotide messenger RNA. The record is from the annotation of a GenBank genome assembly. Lineage: Eukaryota; Metazoa; Nematoda; Chromadorea; Rhabditida; Strongylidae.
AUGGCGCUAUCUAUGCUUUGGGAGCCUCGCUUCUACUCUUCGAAUUUGUGGUUUUGUACUGCAGCAUCUGCUUCCUCCGUGCUUCAUUACCAUGAUGUGCAUAACAACUCUUCCACGUCGUAUGUAGAACAAGCACAAUCUAACCACCCACACAUGGAGGAGUCGGACCUUCGCUUUCUGCAGGUGCAGAGAGCGGCCGUCGCCGACCCAGCACGAGCCUCCGAGUGGGCCGGCAAGAAACUCUGCUGGGUACCUCACGAAAAGGACGGAUUUGUCGCCGGAUCAAUAAAAAAAGAAACGAACGACGAGGUGAUCGUCGAGAUCUGCGAUACAGGAAAAACAGUUACGAUAAGUAAGGAUGACGUCCAGAAGGCGAACCCUCCAAAGUUCGACAAGGUCGAGGACAUGUCAGAACUGACUUAUCUGAAUGAGGCGUCUGUUCUUCACAAUCUCAAGGAGCGUUACUUUAGUUCUCUUAUUUAUACGUAUUCGGGUCUUUUCUGCGUGGUGAUUAAUCCAUACAAGCGCCUGCCAAUAUAUUCGGAAAGUUUGAUCGAGGAAUUCAAGGGUAAAAAGAGGCAUGAAAUGCCACCUCACAUCUUUGCCAUAGCCGAUUCAGCCUAUCGUUCCAUGCUACAAGAUCGCGAAGACCAAUCCAUUCUUUGCACUGGUGAGUCUGGAGCUGGCAAAACAGAAAAUACAAAGAAAGUCAUCCAGUAUCUGGCACAUGUCGCUGGUGCAACUCGAUCCAAAGGAGGACCGCAGGCACCUGCAACAUCCCCUGCAAAA